AUGCAGAGCACUUUGACUCGACUGGUACUUGCUUUCUGCAAUGGCUCGUCUACUCUUCAAUAUUUGGGUAGCUUGACCUCGGUGAUUCUUCUACUUUCUGCCUUGUUGUAUAAGUUACUACACGUGCCAGUGGCAUCUCCGCCCCGGAGUGGCCAUUCCCUUCCGCGCUUGCAAUUGCCUGGUUGGAAGGUCACCCAGUUGUUCUUUGAGAAGAGGUUUGAUUUCAUCAAAGAUGGCUUCAAGACUACAUCAUCUUCUAUCUAUCAGACCAGUCUGUUCCGACAUACCGCCAUUGUUCUAUCUGGGAAUGAAGGCCGAAAAAUCUUCUUCAAGGAGAAGGGUCUCGGCUUACAUGAUACAUUCUCAAUCAUGAUGGGCAGUGGCGCUGCUCAAUUUGAUCCCCAUCAAGUUGGCGGCGUAGUCAGACGAAUGGCUUCGAUUCAACGAAGUGAUAAUCUUCAGAAGUUGAUUCCAUUGAUUCUGUCCGAAUGCCAGCGUAAAAUGGACGCGUGGGGUAGCGAGUAUAUUCUCGAUCCCUGCUCUUCCCUUCACGAGGUCACCUUUCAACUGGUCAUGCGAAUUGCUUCAUUUGAUAUCGCCAAUGACCCGGUGCUUUCAGCUCGUCUCAAGUCACUUGUCGACACUAUCGACUCUAUCACUAACCCAUACUCAACUUGGUUGCCUUGGUUACCUGGCCCAGCCUUGUUCUACAAGUUCUUUACUUCUGUUCAAGUUUACAGAAUUGUCCAAGAGGCCAUUAACACUAGGAAAAAGAGCGGAAUCAAGAGGGAUGAUAUGCUACAGCAGAUGAUUGAUGAUGGAGAUGGUACAAUCCAAAUCUUUGGGUUAUUCCUUCUAGUAACAUGGUUAAUCAUGCAAAUCUCCUCGGACCCAACUUGGUCCUCAAAUGUUCAAGAUGAGAUCAGAGCCUUUAUAUCUACCCACACGCCCUCAUCAGCCUCUCUCUCUGGGAACACCCUCGCCCAAGCCCUCUCGGAAAUCCCACUCACAGCCUGGGAAUCUCAAACACCCAAUCUCGACCUCUGUAUACGCGAAACACUGCGCACCUCGCAGCCAUACACAGCAGUGCGAAAGAACCACGGCCCAGAUCUUACAAUCGGGCCAUACGUUAUCCCCUCGGGGUCUCUCGUUAUUUACCCAUUUUCGGAUACAGCGCUCAACCCGAACUACUACCCGGACCCAACUCGCUGGGAUCCGUCUCGGGGAAUUGAAAAGGAAACACCAUUUAUUGGCUGGGGUGCGGGAAAGCAUGCUUGCAAAGGCCAGCGACUUGCGACGUUGAGUAUGAAACUUGUGGUCGUUUAUGCUAUGAUGCGGUUUGAUAUUACCAUGGUUGACGGGCAGGGCAAAAGGAUCAAUCGUCUUCCUCUUCCCGAAUGGAAUGAUUCUGCAACUUGUCGCCCCAAAGAGGAAUGUGGAAUCAAGUUUGUUGCGAAGUAA
This is a messenger RNA of Penicillium roqueforti, 1461 nucleotides long. Its product is annotated as cytochrome P450. The record is from RefSeq and is a predicted model, not a curated record. Bases 1 to 1461 code for a protein of 486 amino acids. Lineage: Eukaryota; Fungi; Ascomycota; Eurotiomycetes; Eurotiales; Aspergillaceae. Gene Ontology annotation, biological process: sterol metabolic process. The transcript has 5 exons. Gene Ontology annotation, molecular function: monooxygenase activity; heme binding; iron ion binding.